Penicillium robsamsonii is the source of this 255-nucleotide messenger RNA. RefSeq lists its product as uncharacterized. The annotation marks the transcript as partial. The record is from RefSeq and is a predicted model, not a curated record. Lineage: Eukaryota; Fungi; Ascomycota; Eurotiomycetes; Eurotiales; Aspergillaceae. The transcript is spliced from 3 exons.
AUGGUAAACAACGAAAAUGAAAAGAUGUCAGAAGAUCCGGAUGAUGGAAAAGCACACGCACUAGCGCUGUCGCACCGUUACGUAUAUCGCGAUAAAGCUGAAUACCAGCUAGUCAAGAAAGUGGCGGAAAUAAAGAUCGGCGAAGGAGCCCGAGUGCUCCGUGACGAGCUUUACUUGAUUAAAGUCGACAGCGCUAACAGAGCCGCAGUUCUGGACGAAAAAGAUGAGAUCCGAGCUAGAGCUAUAGCGGCCUUU